Cyphomyrmex costatus is the source of this 796-nucleotide messenger RNA. Its product is annotated as chymotrypsin-1. Bases 1 to 777 code for a protein of 258 amino acids. NCBI's taxonomy places the organism in Eukaryota, Metazoa, Arthropoda, Insecta, Hymenoptera, Formicidae. The record is from RefSeq and is a predicted model, not a curated record. Gene Ontology annotation, biological process: proteolysis. Gene Ontology annotation, molecular function: serine-type endopeptidase activity. The transcript has 7 exons.
AUGAUACAAUUAUUAUUCUUAAUUCCCUUACUCACUAUUCUCCAUGGCGCAUCGAUAGAAUUAGAAGAGAGAAUUGUAGGAGGAGAACUUGCCUCUCCAGGCGAAAUCCCAUAUCAGAUUUCUAUGCAAUAUAAUGGUGACCAUUUAUGCGGUGGAGUUAUAAUUGACAAGUGUCACGUCCUAACAGCUGCUCACUGUGUAUCUGGUUUCACUGCUUCAAAUUUUUCGAUCUAUGUGGGAACAACGGAUUUACAAAAACCGUAUUCAGAACAUCGGAUUGAGUCCACUUACAUACACGAAAAUUACGAUUUGUAUUUCUUAGUUAACGAUAUCGCUUUACUUAAGCUUCAACCGCCAUUGAAAUUUUCUUAUCUGGUCUCUCCUGUAAAUUUACCAGAACAAAAUGAAACUGUGGAGGUAGGCUCGGUAGCAGUAGUAUCGGGAUACGGUGUUAUAUCUCCUGAUGGAAACGUAACCACGCGGUUGUACGUCGUCGACAAUAUCAUAACUAAUGAGACUUUUUGUAGAGAAACGUUUGAAAAUGAAUUUAAUGUAACCAUAGACUAUAAUACGCAAAUCUGCGCAAAUCAUCCAACCGUACAACAGGGUGCAUGCGCGGGUGAUUCCGGUGGCCCUCUUACUGUCAAUAAAAAACUCGUAGGACUCGUUUCGUUUGGGUAUGGGCUUUGCACUAGUGUAGAAUAUCCUGGCGUGUAUACACGAGUCUCAGCAUAUAUCGAUUGGAUAAAUGAGAAAAAGGAUGAAAGAUAUUUUUAACAAAAUAUAGUAAUCUAUA